CGCCUCUUUUCCCUCAUCCCUCCUCCGCUACAUGAAACAUUCCUCUGGUUUAAUGAUGUACUGAAACCCUUUCGCGUGUGCAGCCAGGGAAGAGGGAAAGGGGAAAGGGGGAGUUCUUUAAACCUCUCCCGCUCAACUGCACUAUAUCUCGCUCGGAACUAGACAAGCUUUUAUUUUUUAUUUUUCUAACACACCGCGAGGGCUGAAAUGGCGGCCAACAUGUACCGGGUAGGAGAUUACGUGUUCUUUGAGAACUCUUCCAGUAACCCGUACCUCAUCCGAAGAAUAGAAGAGCUCAACAAGACCACGAACGGCAACGUUGAAGCGAAGGUGGUCUGCUUCUACAGGAGACGAGACAUUUCAAACAGUCUGAUACAGCUCGCGGAUAAGCAUGCAAAGGACCUGGAAGAGGAGAAGCGGAGCCCCAGCGCGCCUGAGCUGACGGAGAAACACAAGCACCAGCUGAGACACCGGGAGCUCUUCCUGUCCCGGCAGUAUGAGUCGCUGCCAGCCACUCACAUCAGGGGGAAGUGCAGCGUGGCCCUCCUGAAUGAAACGGAAGCUGUGCUCGGCUACCUUGACAAAGAGGACUUGUUUUUCUAUUCCCUGGUGUACGACCCCACACAGAAGACUCUUCUGGCAGACAAGGGGGAGAUCCGAGUGGGACCUCGAUUCCAGGCAGACGUUCCUGACAAGCUGCUGGAAGGUGAACCUGAUGACCGCGACCUCUCGAAACUGGAAGUGAAGACCUGGGACCCAGACUGCCCGCUGACGGACAGGCAGAUAGACCAGUUUCUCGUUGUUGCUCGAGCGGUGGGGACGUUCGCCCGAGCCCUUGACUGCAGCAGCUCUGUGAGGCAGCCCAGUUUACACAUGAGCGCUGCCGCAGCAUCCAGAGACAUCACACUGUUCCACGCAAUGGACACCCUGCACCGGCUGAACUACGACCUGACGACCGCGAUUAGCAUCCUGGUGCCUCAGGGCGGGCCAGUGCUGUGCCGGGACGAGAUGGAGGAGUGGUCCGCCUCCGAGGCAAACCUCUUCGAGGAGGCGCUGGAGAAGUAUGGCAAGGACUUCAAUGACAUUCGGCAAGACUUUCUUCCUUGGAAGUCCCUCACUAGCAUCAUUGAAUAUUACUACAUGUGGAAGACGACCGACCGGUACGUGCAGCAGAAACGCCUUAAGGCUUCAGAGGCUGAGAGCAAGCUGAAACAAGUUUACAUCCCAACCUAUAAUAAGCCCAACCCCAAUCAGAUCUCAGUGAGCAAUGGGAAGCCGCUGGCGAUGAACGGUGCAUCCAGCGCCGGGGGGACCCAGUCUCAGAACUCCGGGCCGGGUCGGGCCUGUGAGAGCUGCUUCUCUCUGCAGUCUCCGCAGUGGUACUCAUGGGGACCCCCCAGCAUGCAGUGCCGCCUGUGUGUGUCCUGUUGGGCGUACUGGAAGAAGUACGGGGGUCUCAAGAUGCCGAGCCGAGGAGAGAGGAGGAGGAGGAGGAGGAGGAAGAGGAGGAUGAGGAUGAAGGGGAGGGAGAAGAGAAGCCGAUGCCCAGACCAGUACCCACGGAGGUGCGGUCUCGAGGGCAUGGGCAGCGCCAGUCUGCGUACUCCAUCCCCAUUCGCAACAGCGGCAGCCCCAGAUCGUCCACGAAGACACGGCAAACCUUCCUGCUGCAGGCCACGCGCAUCACCAAGCUGGCACGCCACGUGUGCCGGGACCUGCUGCGGCUUCGCCAGGCGGCGCGCCGGCCCUUCGUUCCCAUUAACUGUGCUGCCAUUAAGGCAGAGUGCAAGAGCUUUUUAAACUCCUAGCUUGCGGCGCACUCUGCCUGAUCACUCCCGGGACCAUUUCCCUCUCUUCUCUUUUUAUUAUGUUGUUUUUUUACUUUUUGGUUUUUGGUUUUGUUUGCAAUAAAAAUACCUGGUCCCA
Messenger RNA from Polyodon spathula (Mississippi paddlefish), 1926 nucleotides. RefSeq names its product metastasis-associated protein MTA3-like. Gene Ontology annotation, cellular component: NuRD complex; nucleoplasm. Lineage: Eukaryota; Metazoa; Chordata; Actinopteri; Acipenseriformes; Polyodontidae. The record is from RefSeq and is a predicted model, not a curated record. The transcript has 14 exons. Gene Ontology annotation, biological process: negative regulation of transcription by RNA polymerase II. Gene Ontology annotation, molecular function: transcription corepressor activity; sequence-specific DNA binding; chromatin binding. Bases 208 to 1800 code for a protein of 530 amino acids.